AUGGCGGAGGAUCAGCAGGCUGCCGGUCAAUCCGGUACUCAGCCUCAGCCUCAGCCUCAGAUUCCAAAUCUCCCACAGAUGUUCUCUGCCGCGGUUGACGAUGGCACCGAUGCCGUGACUGGCGUUGCCAACUCGAUCCCAGACGAUCAAGUGAACGCAAUGCAGAUGCUGGGAUGUUGGCUCGAAAUCCUUGAGCACUUCUUCCCGUCGCAGCACAUGGGGCCUAAUUUCCCCGGUUACGAUGUGAGUAGUGCUACUUCUGCCGUCAAUAGCCGGGGAACGCUCAGUGUGCGCAUCACGGCAUCGUCCAGGUGGGUAGGCGCAAACUUCUUAAAUGUGGAGUUGGAGCGCUUCCCUUCCAGCGAUGACGAUCUCGAUCGGUGGGACCGCGAGGCUAACCUCAUGACCCAGAUGGUGCAUACGAUGAGACACCUCCCCGAUCAGGAGGAGCCGAAAGUUGUCUUUGGGAUCGUCGUCGUCGGUAAGUUCUUCCGAUUCUACCGGCUCGAAGAAGAUGGCCAGCGCUACCCUAUUGAUGUUGCAGGAAAAGCCGUGUUCCAUAUGCGGAAUGAUUCCAGACUUAUAGCCUACAUCAUGGAAGUGAUUAUCAAGGAGCACUGGUGA
Aspergillus fijiensis CBS 313.89 is the source of this 624-nucleotide messenger RNA. RefSeq lists its product as uncharacterized. The transcript has a single exon. Bases 1 to 624 code for a protein of 207 amino acids. Lineage: Eukaryota; Fungi; Ascomycota; Eurotiomycetes; Eurotiales; Aspergillaceae. The record is from RefSeq and is a predicted model, not a curated record.